CUGGCCUAGAUCUGUGUUUAACCCCAAAAUGGAUUCCUCUGAAACUCAAGAGCUCACAAAAGAGCAUACCACAGAUCAUCAAUCAGAGAAGUUCUUAUAUCACCAAAAGAGCCAUAUCUCUCAUCUUAGUCCAGACCAUUCAGCAACCACCUUCCUGGUCAUCAUCCGUGAACCCUUCCAAUGGCUCCAUAUGCUCUGCAAAGAACUAAACACAAGCUUUGUGAUUGGUGUUGUAUUAGUCUAUGGCUUCAGCCAAGGCUUCUCCAGUUCAUUCUUUAGGGUUGUUGCAGACUACUAUUGGAAAGAUGUCCAAAAGGUGCAACCAUCUGCAGUUCAGCUCUUCAUAGGGCUUUAUUACAUCCCUUGGCUUAUGAAACCAAUCUGGGGACUCCUCACUGAUGUCUUCCCAAUCAGAGGUUACCAGCGGCGACCCUACUUCGUCAUCGCCGGUGUUCUUGGUGUUGCCUCAGCACUUACAGUCGCUAUUGGAGCUAAAUUAUCAGUCCUUAUGGCAUUGCUUUGUCUGAUUGGGGUUACCGCCGGAGUGGCAAUCGCCGAUGUAAUGAUAGAUGCUUGCAUUGCAAGGAAUAGUAUCGAAAAACCGGCAUUGGCGUCGGACAUGCAGAGUCUGUGUAUGUUUUGCUCAUCUGUUGGUGCCUUGAUUGGGUAUUCCACUAGUGGCAUGUCUGUUCAUCAUUUGGGGUCUCAGGAAUCAUUGGGAGUUUUGGCAAUGCCUGCUGUGUCUCUGAUAGUGUUGGGUUUCUUCAUUUAUGAAUUGAGAAGCAAUCGCCCUUCUGAGAAGAAGGCGUUGGAGAAAGUAGGGGGAGCAAUGAGUGGCAUGUACACCACCAUGAAGUGCCCUCAAGUGUGGCAGCCUGCUCUUUAUAUGUAUCUCUCUUUGGCCCUCAGUAUCAGCACUCAUGAAGGACAGUUCUACUGGUUUACUGACCCAAAAGCAGGCCCUGCUUUCUCUCAGGAGAUUGUUGGAGCGGUAUAUGCAAUUGGUGCAUUGGCCUCUAUUGUAGGAAUCUUAAUCUACCACAAGCUUCUGAAAGACUACCCCUUCAGAAAUCUACUCUUCUGUGCACAACUUCUUUAUGCCAUCUCUGGCGUGCUCGACCUCGUCUUCGUCCUCCGGUGGAAUCUAAAACUUGGGAUCCCUGACUACUUCUUUGUAGUCACAGAGGAAUGUGUAUCUCGAAUCAUAGCCAGGAUAAGAUGGAUGCCCAUGAUGGUACUGAACACUAAACUAUGCCCUGUAGGUAUUGAAGGGACCUUCUUCGCCCUCUUGAUGUGCAUUGACAGUUUUGGCGCGCUCUCUUCCAAGUGGGGUGGUGGUAUGGUUCUUCAUGUGUUACAUGUAACAAGAACAGAUUUUACCAACCUAUGGCUUGCACUUCUCAUUAGGAACUUACUGAGAUUUGCCACAUUGAGUUUGAUUUUUCUCAUCCCUAAAGGGAGUCAGUCAGAUGUUAUGGUUCCAUCAGACCUAUUGAGGAAGACUCAAGCUAUGAUCACAGAAGAUGAAGGAUUGCAACUUGUGGCCACGGAUGAAAAAGUUGAACCUUAAAUGCUUCUGUAUCAAAAUACUAUCAUAGGGGUAAAUGAUUAACUUAUUUACAUUCGAAAUUCAUGCCAACCAAAUGAAGAUCUACAUUUUGGUGAUGGCAAAAUAGUAAUCCUUGUCCCAAGCUCAAUCUCCUUACAUAAAAUUCUGGAAAAGAUAAAGGGCCAAUCCAUACUCCAUAGAAGACCUUAGGAUACCCAAUUAACAGAAAAAAGAGGAUUCUGAAAGAGAGAGAAGUUGUUGCUACCCUUCAAUUAUCUGAUUGGAGGGCCAUGGAUUAAUUCUUUCUGAAUUAGAUGAAUCUGGAAAGAGAUGAGAUAACUAUUGUGCAUCCGCUUCAAAAGUCACUGACUUAUGUCGCAGCCGUAUGCAAAGCUGUGGUACGUGAGAGAUGUAUUGUCAUGGAU
Macadamia integrifolia is the source of this 1974-nucleotide messenger RNA. Its product is annotated as probable folate-biopterin transporter 6. Bases 29 to 1570 code for a protein of 513 amino acids. The record is from RefSeq and is a predicted model, not a curated record. The transcript has 4 exons. Lineage: Eukaryota; Viridiplantae; Streptophyta; Magnoliopsida; Proteales; Proteaceae.